Messenger RNA from Otolemur garnettii (small-eared galago), 972 nucleotides. Its product is annotated as olfactory receptor 52K2-like. Gene Ontology annotation, biological process: G protein-coupled receptor signaling pathway. The record is from RefSeq and is a predicted model, not a curated record. Gene Ontology annotation, molecular function: G protein-coupled receptor activity; olfactory receptor activity. Bases 25 to 972 code for a protein of 315 amino acids. The transcript has a single exon. Gene Ontology annotation, cellular component: membrane. NCBI's taxonomy places the organism in Eukaryota, Metazoa, Chordata, Mammalia, Primates, Galagidae.
AGAAAGCUGAAACGUCCAGCCCUUAUGAUGUCAGCAUACAAUAAGACCAAUGGUCAUCCGUCAACCUUCAUUCUCAUUGGUAUUCCUGGCUUGGAGGCUUCCCACGUCUGGAUCUCAAUCCCCUUUUUUAUGGUCUACCUUCUGGCCCUUCUGGGAAACUGUUCUCUUCUGUUUAUCAUCAAGACAGACUUCAGUCUCCAUGAGCCAAUGUACCUGUUCCUCUGCAUGCUGGCUGUGGCCGACCUUGUUGUGUGCACUACUGCUGUACCCAAGCUCCUCAGCCUCUUCUGGUUCCAUGACCGAGAGAUUCGCUUUGGAGCCUGCCUCACUCAGGUGUUCCUGAUUCACGCUUGCUCCACCAUGGAGUCUGGCUUUUUUCUGGCAAUGGCUUUUGACCGAUACGUGGCCAUUUGUAAACCACUGAGACACUCAGCUAUUCUGACACACUCAGUCGUCAGUGGGAUGGGCAUAGGGAUUGUACUCAGGGGCACAGCACUGCUCUUUCCUCACCCCUUCCUGCUGUAUUGGCUUCCAUACUGCAGAACCAACAUCAUUUCUCACACCUACUGUGAAUUCAUGGCCCUUAUCAAGAUUGCCUGUGCUGAGACAAGAAUCCGCAAAACCUAUAGCCUCAUUGUUGCCUUCCUUACUGGGGGGGUGGACUUAAUAUUGAUCAUUUGUUCUUACGUCCUCAUACUCCACACUGUCUUCCAACUCCCAUCCAAGGAUGCCCGGCUCAAAUCCUUAGGUACCUGUGGCUCCCAUGUGUGUGUUAUCUUGGUGUCCUAUACUCCAGCCUUCUUCUCUUUUCUCACUCACAGAUUUGGACAUCACGUGGCUCCCCAUGUCCACAUAUUUGUGGCCAACAUUUAUCUUCUUGUCCCACCUAUGGUAAAUCCCAUUAUCUAUGGGGUUAGGACUAAGAGAAUAAGGGACAAGUUUCUUAAAUGGUUUAGUUUUCCACACCUCUAG